GUGUGUGGCCGGUGCCGCCUCUGCCCGCGCCCCCGCCCACCACAAUCUCUCGCCCAUCGAGCUAGCUAGCUUGCCCGGCUCCCCAGGCACGAUAAGAACUCCGAUCGCGGCGAGUCCUUCCAAGGGAGCGUGCAGCGAGAUCGCAGCUUCGGCUGCCUUCUUAUAUUCGUUUCCCAAAUCCCAGUGACACAGAGCCCGUGCAGUUCCUUGUUUUCUACCCUUCUCGUCCCCCCGGGCUCUCGUCCAUUUCUCAGUUUCCCUUGGCGACAGAACGCAGACGCCGUCGUGGCUGUGCGCGGAGAGGAAACGGCCGGGGAGGUGUCGCGAUGGGGAAGAAGCGGGGGGCGGCCGUGACCGCCGCCGCGGCGCCCGUCUUCCCGUUCCCGGCCGCCGCCGCCGCUGCCGGCGAGCAGGACCACUUCAGCGACUACGGAUUCGACCCGCAGCUCGUCGGCCUCUUCGCCCAGCCGGAGGCGAAGCGGAGCAGGCGACAACAAUCCCACCAGUCGUCGCCGCUAGAGUCCGCGCGGUUCAAGCUCGAGAAGCCCAUCUCCAAGAAGCACCACCACCUGCACAAACAGCAGCAACUGCAGCGGCGCCGCCGGUGGUGGAGCUCGGCCGCCUCCGCCGCGCUCCUCCUCUUCAAGCGCCCCUCCUCCUCCUGCUACUGCGGCCCCGCGGCGGCUCCAGCUCCUCCCCACUACGGACCCUCCGCCUCAGCCGCCGUGCCGCUGUACCUCGCCGCCGACGACGACGGCCCGGCCGCGUGCGCGUGCUGGGCGCCGGCCACGCGGUCCGGCCGCCUGGCCGCCGCCGAGCUCGGCGCCGCGGCGGAGGCGGUGCCCUACGUCAGCCUCAGGUCCGCUAGCCUCGGCGGCGGUGGCGCCAGAGCAGGUGGAGGCGCUCCGGCGAUGCCCAUCUACCUCGUGACCUGAAGCUGGCCCGGCUGCCGCCGCGAACUCUUCCUUUUCCUUUCCCCGGCCGGGGUUCUUCUUGGUGAGAAGCUUGGACCACAUGUCAGUGAAUGUUUUCACCGGCUGGUUCGAUGGCUGACCGAGAUGUCGGUCGGUCAAAGUCAAUGGUCAAAGAACCAGCGCUUUAGAGUUUACUAGAAAACUUGCUAGCAAUUAUGUGUUUGGGGAUAGACAUAUUGAACAUUUAAUGUAUUCCUUCAUAUGAUGGAAAUUGACGUGGCAGGUGACUAAAUGAGGAAUGAGCUAAUGUCUCCACCGGAAAAGGUUAGGCACAAAUUUGAAGAGAUAGUAUAACCACAAGAAAUAUGCAUUCGGGGUAAACAUGUCCUCAUAAUUUAGUUUGUUCCAUCUUGUAUAUUGAUCAUGGAGUUAUCUAAACAUGAGAAGUAGAUAUUUUGUAUUAGAGGGCAGUAGCUCUUUGCCUAAGAAUAAAAAUAUAGAAAAAAAACUUACUUACCCUCUUUUUUCUACUAAUGUAUUUUAGAUAGUGGAAGAAAAGUUUUGGGUUUAUCAUCUUUUUGCUGAUGAUGAUUCUUGGAUAACUGAAUAGCUUCAUUCAGGGGCGGAGCUCCCCAUGGGGGCAGUUGCCCCCACCUACCACCGGAGUGGCACCAGUACCUCUAUCUUCCUCACUUCCGGCGAGCAAUGGACCGGUGUAGUGGCGGCGUCCGACUCUCCAUGACGAGAGGAAACAAGUGGAAAAAUGGGGAGAGAAGAAAAGGCCCAUAGCCCAGCCGAGUUGACCCAAGUGGAACGAACUCCCCAAACCUCUAAUUUCCGAGCUUCCGUCGUCCGGUUGUCAGCUCCUCCCGACCUCCCGCUAACAUCCGCGCCUCCGCCUUUGCACUUCGCAGUCCGCUGCCUCUGUGGGGGCGUGGUAGCGUGGGGCUAGUGGCGCGGCGGUGGCAGCGCAGCAGUAGCCGGGGCCCUCCGGGGGCUCCGGGAGCGUGGAACGCGAGUCGGCGCCGCUGCGGCUGCACCUCGGGAGGGCUAGGCGCCGGGCGGGGCCUGGCACGCCGGCGCUCUCGUGGAAGAUGGAGGACGAGAGAGCUCAGGAGGAUACGACGCCUGCGGGCAUUGCGUUGGCCGCGGCGAGGAGGAGCUCGGCAUCAGCGUCGGUGCGGCAGCUGGGCGCCAGCCUCUGGGAGAUUCACAACAUCGCGCGGGAGGGCCGUCGGCACAGGCC
Messenger RNA from Panicum virgatum (switchgrass), 2160 nucleotides. RefSeq lists its product as uncharacterized. The record is from RefSeq and is a predicted model, not a curated record. Lineage: Eukaryota; Viridiplantae; Streptophyta; Magnoliopsida; Poales; Poaceae. Bases 327 to 935 code for a protein of 202 amino acids. The transcript has 2 exons.